GACCGGCUGGACCCACACUGUGCAAACCGUUAUCCACCUGCAAAUAAAGCGUUCACGGAAUCUGCACAUUCCUCGCUGACGUCACGGCGGAUGGAAUAAUAGAACAACCGUCGCUCGAAAUACGCUCUCGCGCUCUUCUGUCAUGAUGUUAUGAAGUGCACUUUGGAAAAAUGUCCUCACGACAGCGCUACACGCACGGAAUGUCCCACGGAAGCGCUGGCGAACAACAGGUGGAUUCCGAGGCCAAUCCAGACCUGGAAGUAGCCAUACUUCUCUGUCUCUCUCCGCCCCUAUGAGUAACCAUAGCAAAGACACCGUAAAAUCCAGCGUACCGGAAAGAAGCUGAAUAUCGCGGUCGCGACAUGGAUCAUUUCAGCGGUGACGUGACGUUACGGACAACAUUGACCACUUAUUCGGAAUUAUGUCACUUUACAUCUGAUAUCGUCUGCUAGUACGCCGAGCCUGUUUAUUUCUGUCCCAAGAGAUUGUUUGUAGACUUUUGGAGUUAUCAUGCCUGUCAGUAACGGAUCGAUGAUGGAUUUGCCCUCGGAAUAUGUGAAAGUAAAGGCGCAUUAUGGAGGGGACAUGCUGAUCUCUGACUUGGAUUUGGCCAUGACGUACACACAGGUGUGUGAGGAGGUGAGAACGAUGUGUGGUGUCCGAAAGGAGAUGCCAAUUACACUCAAGUGGAUUGACGAUGAAGGGGACCCGUGUACAAUCUCAUCCCAGAUGGAGCUGGAGGAGGCAUUCCGGAUCUACAGCCGGGACCCACGCUCCGGACUUCUUUUGCAUGUUUUCCCAAGUAUUCCUGAAAAGCCUGGUAUGCCGUGUCCAGGAGAGGACAAAUCGAUCUACCGCCGUGGAGCUAGACGAUGGAGGAAGCUGUACCGGGUGAACGGACACCUCUUCCAGGCCAAGCGCUUUAACAGGAAAGCGUACUGUGGCCACUGCAGCGAGAGGAUAUGGGGACUGGGGCGCCAGGGCUACAAGUGUAUCAACUGCAAGCUACUGGUCCAUAAACGCUGUCACAAGCACGUCCCACUGACCUGUCAAAGGCAUAUGGAUCCAGUCAUGCCAUCACAGGAGCCGUUGGUAGACGAUGAUAAAAGUGGAGAGGAAGUGGAGCUCCCCCCUGAGGACCCUGAGGAAACAGACGCAAUCCCUUUUUUAGCACACAACCGGAAAGUGGAGAAAACUGAAGAUGACACAGAGGAUCUAAAGGCGGUGGUGGACGGUAUCGAGGGGAUUCAGCUCUCUCAGGGUCUCGGCCUGGGGGACUUUGACCUGAUCCGGGUCAUCGGUAGAGGCAGUUAUGCUAAGGUGCUGCUGGUCCGACUCAAGAAAAACGAACAGAUUUAUGCCAUGAAGGUGGUGAAGAAAGAGCUGGUCCAUGAUGAUGAGGAUAUUGACUGGGUCCAGACAGAGAAACAUGUGUUUGAACAAGCAUCAACCAAUCCAUUCUUAGUGGGACUUCACUCUUGCUUUCAGACAGAGAGCCGGCUGUUUCUAGUGAUCGAGUAUGUGAAUGGAGGAGAUCUCAUGUUCCAUAUGCAGAGGCAGCGGAAGCUUCCAGAGGAACAUGCCAGAUUUUAUGCUGCUGAAAUUUGCAUCGCUCUUAAUUUUCUGCAUGAGAAGGGCAUUAUUUACCGGGAUUUAAAACUGGACAAUGUACUAUUGGACCAGGAUGGCCAUAUCAAAAUUACAGACUAUGGCAUGUGCAAGGAGGGAAUCAGACCAGGUGACACCACCAGCACAUUCUGUGGGACGCCCAACUACAUCGCCCCAGAGAUCCUGAGGGGAGAGGACUACGGGUUCAGUGUAGACUGGUGGGCUCUGGGUGUGCUCAUGUUUGAAAUGAUGGCAGGCCGAUCUCCCUUCGACAUCAUCACUGACAAUCCUGAUAUGAACACAGAGGAAUAUCUCUUCCAGGUAAUUUUGGAGAAGCCGAUACGGAUUCCCAGGUCAUUGUCUGUUAAGGCUGCGAGUGUGCUGAAAGGCUUUCUGAACAAGGACCCGAAAGAGAGGCUGGGAUGCCAAGUUCAGACCGGAUUCACAGACAUCAAGUCUCAUACGUUCUUCAGAAGCAUAGACUGGGACCAGCUGGAACAGAAGCAGGUGACGCCACCAUUCAAACCUCAGAUCACAGAUGACUACGGUUUAGACAACUUUGACACGCAGUUCACCAACGAACCCGUGCAGCUAACACCAGACGACGAGGAUGUGAUAAAGAGAAUAGACCAGUCUGAGUUUGAGGGAUUCGAGUACAUCAAUCCUCUGCUGCUCUCCACAGAAGAAACCAUAUGAGGGAAGAACAAUACGGCGGAUGUUUCUCUGCCUGCGGCUCCACAAGACUACUACAGCUGAGUAUCGCUCAGACUGUGUGUUCACAGAGAAAAACUGUGUUAAAGACAAAAAAGCAACACUAAGACUUGAAGUUUCGGACCCUCCUUGAGUUAUUUUGGGGUUGCACUGGAAGAAGAAGCGACUGGAGGAACUUCAGAAAACAAACUCAGAACUAUUCCCCAAAUUUCAGCUGUUGAUUGUCUUCCUGCUUCCCAGCAUCCUUUUUCAUUUUCACGCCCAUGUUUGUGUGUGUCUGGGACUCAAGUUCAACUUCAAUGUGUGCCUGCGUCCAUCAGAGACUACAUUUCCCAUCAACCCUAGCUAAAUAUGACCGUUCUAACUUAAUGUGCACUUUUGUUUUCAGUUUUUUAUUUUAUUUUUUGAUUCUCUUUAAUCUUGUGUGAGGCGCGUCCUCAAGCAAAACAAGAAUGUAUAAUGUUUAAAAGUAAAAAAAAAUUGUUGUAUUAUAGUGUAGGUAGCCAAUCGAAGAAUUUAUGAUGCCUUCUAUGAUGCAAAGUGGCACAUUUUAAUUCAUGACCAUGAUGGUUUCAUCCACAGUGGGUAGCUGUGCUUCAAACCACAAGCUUUUAACCACCCAUGUUGGUUUUACAGAGUAAAUGGGAGAUAAAAUGUGUUUUUUGAAGAAGUGCCUCAAAGAUCCAAAAUUCACAAUGCUCCAAACUGCUCUGAGCUCCACGUUAGUGGAGUUGGUUUUCCAAUGCACCAUCCAAUGAGGAAGUGGGAGGUGGCAGGUGUUAUUAUUAUUUUUUUUUUUUACAUAACACAAACACACUGAUACAUAUGUUGAAACCAAGACAUGAAGGUUAGACACUGAAUGAUCACAAAGCCCAAUUACAUCAGACUGGCAGUAAUAUCACCAACCCAGGCUCAUUAGAAAAACGUGCCUCUGUCCACAUUUUUGCAAAACUUCACAAAUGUACCUACAUAUACAUUUUACUAGCUGAAAUAAACACUACUGGCAGUAAAACAUUUCUUUUUACACAAAUUAUGAUUACAGGGCAGAUUAAUUGAUUAAUAAUAACGCAUUUAUUAAUAAAAAUGAACUUAUUUUUGCACAGUUCCUUGAACAAUAUUACGUAAGGACCUCAAACCACUUUUAUAGUGCAUGUAUUUGUAAUACAUAUUGACAUUUGUAUCACAUAACCUGCAGCAUAUGAAUGUUUUUUCCCAUAUCCACCUUUUUCGUUAAUGCGGAAGCCUAUGGGUGAGACUUCCGGUUCAUUAUCCGCUAACAAGGACAUAACGAGAAGAAUAACAACGUGCAGUAAACGGUAAAACUGUUUGCACUACAACCCAGUGUGCUCAUAAUUAAGAUGAAUGCAUUAAAAUAAUAUGAUAAGUCAGCAAUUUGCAAUAUCAAGCAGCAAAACAAGCUGUUUUUUACAGCUGAAAAAAGCUGGACGCGAAUAAGACGAAAGCCAGACCCAUAAAAUUUACAAAUGGCCGUGCCAGCUCUUACGGGAUGAAAAAGGUGGAUGGUAAACUUGCUCGCUGGCUCACCCGGUACAGCAUUGCACUUUAGCAAGUUUAAAAUCAUUCACAUUUGCUUUCACUAACACUUAAGUUAGGUUUAGGGUCAGUACUAGGGCUGGGUUUUGACACAAAUUUCACAAUUCGAUUUGAUAAUGCUUCACAAGUUUGCAAUUCGAUUUAAUUCUGAUUUAAUUACACAAGUUAUAAUACUAACCUUAAAUUACAUAAUUAUAUUUCUACUCCAGUUCGUUUUUUGGAUUUAUUCAAACCUAAAUUAAAUAUUGAAUAUGUCAUAUGGUGCAUAUGCUCCUCUCUAGAGUUUAAUUUUCUAACCCGUAAUGUUUUUUUUUAAUGUGAGGUAAUGUGACGUUACGUGACCGUUUGUUUACAAGCUGUUAUAUUGACAUCUUUGCACGGUUGAAAACUGAUUGAGCGAUUACAUGAGACAAGAUACGGAUUUCGGUAAGUUGUACUUAUUCUUUUAACAAACUUUCGGAUUCACGUUUUUUCAAGACAUAACUGGUAUUAAAGCAGAGAACUCCCGCUUCUCUUGAACUGAGGUGCUACAACUCCACAUUAAACGGCACCAAAACGGCAUUUAUUGCUUGAAUACUGUAAUGAAAUGGAUAAAAUUUGAAAUAGGAGACUUUGUUUAAUAUCAAAAGUAACCAAGCACAAAGUUUAUUGUGAUUUAUUGGACGGGAGGAGCGCUAAAAUGUUCCAUUCAUGAACUGAAACAAGCUAGACUAAUCGAUUUUUGUGAUUUAUGAAUCAGUAUUGUUUCGAAAAACUGAGAAUCGAUUAAAAUCAUGAAACCAAUAUUUUUACCCAGCCCUAGUCAGUACGUUAUUUUCAAACGCGAUAUAGCAUUACCUUCACUGGAAAUUUCAUUUCCGAACUGCCGCGAUACGCACAGAAACUUUCAUAAAAACGUUCAUAGACUCAUGUUCAUCUAUCACUGAUAAACUGAAUAAAACAUUAAAGAAACAACGUAAUAUCAUUUUGCACAAAUGUCACCACAGGCACCUAUUUUUCCAAUGACCUUGGGCUAAUAUUACAGUAAAAUUCAUUACAACCACACACUAUAUUCCUAUAUGGCUGCUCCUCAAUCUAAAAAGAGGGUUUGUGUUGUACUCAUGUGAUCUGUCAAUAACGUGCUGUUGAGAUGUUGUGGAGAGCAAGAGAACACAAACAAGGGGUUUGUACAUCAUGUCACUGGUGUUGUUUGGUGGUAAAAUUGUGCAACAGUGAUGUGACUGAAUCUCAGAUGACCUAAACACAUGGCGGAACUGUCUUUGCAGUCGCAGUCGAAUGCUCAAAUUCAACACUCAAUAUAAAACACAGUUAGCACAGAAUGCUAAUCUUAUGUGUUCUGUGUUCGGAGUUCUAGACUACUACAGUACUUGGAGUAUACACUGUAUUCUGUCUACUAUUUUCAUUAAUAGUAGGUGAAAUGAUUGUCAAUAUUCCACGCUUAACACUUUUCGGAAAUUAGUAGGCCAUGCUACACUGUCACAUUACCUUGUGAUGUUGCGUAUAAGCAACUAAUAAUGACUAUUUUGUAUUUUAAAAUCAGUUUUAGGCAAAAUGAGCCAAAAAAAAAGAUGAAAUGGAAGGUCAAGUUGUGUAUAUUGCAUUAUUGGAUAUGUUAUUCUGCGCCUUGUGUUUCUUGGCAAAUGUAGUAGGUCAUCUGGGUAUCCCAUGCAUACUGUGCACAGUAUACAUACUGCAGAAAGUAGCAUGUUAGUAUGCUAUUCCAAACAUAGCCGUACACUCACUAAACCACAGUGUCUAUUUUAAAUUCGAGGCCACACACAAAAAAAGCUCUUAGAAAUUAACUUUUAGUCCCUUUAAAGAAAAAAGGCAGCCAAUCACAGGCUAGCUUGACUGAUUAAUCCCUCACAGUGAUAAGGUGUUGUGUUAUUAAGCAACUAGAUAUGUUUUCUAUCUUCCAUUGCAUUUAAUCUCCAAGUUUUGUUUUUUUUUUGUUCCCCUCUUCUCCUGGAGAGCGAAGACGACACUCUUAGAUGCGAACGCUUUGAUGAAAUCAGACCUGUAUGAAGAAUUGCUGCCAUGUUAACAGGAUUAAUUAGCUGCUUUUGUGUCAGACAGUAGUGAGAUUAGCAGACGGGCUAAGAACAAAGAACGGCCCGGGAGAUAACAAGCGUGACGAACGUAACGAUAACGAGGUGGAGAGCAAAGCCAGAUUUCCCCAGCAUGUUUUCAGCUCUCUAAUGAAAAGCUGGUACAAAAACAGGCACAAAAUUUUGAUGAACUCCACUAUUUAAGAUGGGAACUUCAGGUGAAUGCAACAAGUGGCUUUCUGGUAUAGUUUGACAAGGCCAUUGCUAGUGGAAAUUUUUCAGGUUUUUAAUAUUCCAUUAUUUAGCUCAUUCCUGUAAACCAAGGAUUAUUUUUACAAACUGUUUGAAAACAGGAAACAGGUACUAUGGUGUAUUACAACGGACCAAGUAAUAAACCAUCUUCAUCCGACCAACAAUUUAAUUUUCCACCAGCUUGAGCUAAUGUACAGAAUCCACGUGAAACGGAUUUAUGAUUGUCCUUUGUUGAGGUUUUAUUCAUGUUUAUUAUUUUAACUGGAAUGAGUUUGGCAUAAUUGUAAAUAUCUGUAAUUUAACCCUUAAAAUUUUCACACAAACAUGAAAUAAAUCUGUUUCUGCAUCAUUAUGAGAUAUCUGGAUCCAGUGUCCCAAGCGCUAGUCUCAAACGUAGAGCCCAAGACUGCAAUAAAAUACAAGUUCCUGUCCCUGAAAACAUUUUAAGCCAGAAAUUUCCAUUAUUUAUCAACUUGCCAAAUACAAAAGCUGUCGCAAGCUGUUUUCUGCUUUUCUUUUUCGGUUCUUUCCUUAUGUUGAGUCCAAAGCAAAUGACGCUCUAAUCAAUGUGCUACAGGGGAAUACUUUUAUAUUUGAAGUGUUUGUUUUAUAAAUUAUUGUAAAUGAAAGCUCUAGUCGAGUUUCUGUGGGCUGAGGGUGGGAGAGAGAGAUGUGAACAUGUCUUUGGUUUUAUGAAGUUAAGUCUUACGCAUCUUAGAUAACAACUGUAAAUCAGUAAAUGUUCAUUGUAAUGA
This is a messenger RNA of Labeo rohita (rohu), 6928 nucleotides long. RefSeq names its product protein kinase C, zeta (gene prkcz). The transcript has 18 exons. Gene Ontology annotation, biological process: protein phosphorylation. The coding region runs from base 511 to 2304 and encodes 597 amino acids. Lineage: Eukaryota; Metazoa; Chordata; Actinopteri; Cypriniformes; Cyprinidae. Gene Ontology annotation, molecular function: protein serine/threonine kinase activity; protein binding; ATP binding. The record is from RefSeq and is a predicted model, not a curated record.